GGCAGGAAAGAUUAUCCGAGCAGAUGUCGUUUCCCCCCCCUUAUUGGAACAGUAGGGCCAAUAAUAAACAAACGCACACACAGACACACAGAGCGCACACUAAUCUGAGAUAGGCUAGUAGCCCUUGCACAUCCCUUUCUCUCUCCUCAAUUUUCUCUCAGGCAGACAGUCGCUGUGCCAGUCCCGCCAAUGUCAAGUUUAUACCAGACUGUAUUUUCCACAUUUCAUCUGAGCACACUUCAGACACAGUGUUUGGAGUGAGAUGCAGCUUUGCUUCAGCCUACAGAUGGACACACAAGGGGAGAAGAAGAUACUGUUUGGGAAAUGGCACGCAGUGUGCCGUUUUGCGUUGUUCACUUGUGUCUUGGAUGCAGCCUGGGGACAGAUCCGCUACUCCAUCCCUGAGGAGCUGGAACAUGGAGCUUUUGUUGGCAAUAUCGCCGAGGACCUGGGAUUGGAUUUGAACAAGCUCUCUGCGCGCAGAUUCCGGAUAGUCUCAGGUGCCAGGAAGCAAUAUGUGGAGGUGAAUUUAGAGAACGGAGUUUUAUUUGUCAAUGAAAGAAUUGACCGCGAGGAACUAUGUGAGCAGAGUUUGUCCUGUUCCUUUCACUUGCAAGUGGUGAUAGAAAACCCUCUGGAGCUGUACAGGGUAGAGAUGGAAAUCUUGGAUGUGAACGAUAACUCUCCCAGUUUCCCGUGGACCGAGUUUAAUCUGGACAUAUCGGAGUCCGCUGCGCCAGGAUCUCGUUUCCCACUUGAGAGCGCACAGGAUUUGGACGUCGGAUCCAACUCGUUGCGCACCUAUUUGCUGAGCGUUAAUGAACAUUUUCUUUUGGACAUUCAGACACGCAGUGAUGGCAGUAAAUUUGCAGAGCUAGUCCUCCAAAGUCCGCUGGACAGAGAGCAGCAAAGUGCGCAUCAAAUGGUCCUAACUGCGGUGGAUGGGGGCGCGCCGGAGAGAUCCGGCACUGCGCAAAUUGAUAUCACUGUUUUGGAUGCAAAUGAUAACGCUCCUGUGUUCGAUCAGUCCUUUUAUAGAGUGAGGCUAGCUGAAAACGCACCUAAAGGAACUGUUGUCAUAAAACUUAAUGCCUCCGAUUUAGAUGAGGGUCCCAAUGCUGAUAUAACCUAUUCUUUCAGUGGCCACGCUCCCCUCAAAGUGCGCCAGCUCUUUAGCGUAGACGCGCGCACGGGUGAAAUCAAAGUGAAAGGAGUGAUAGAUUAUGAAAAGGCCAGGAUGCAUGAAAUUUAUGUCCAGGCUAAAGAUAAAGGCCCUUCAGCUGUGGCUGUUCACUGCAAAGUGUUAGUUAAUGUAUUGGAUAAAAACGACAACCUCCCAGAGGUGAUCCUCACAUCAGUGUCCACACCUGUGCAGGAGGACGCGCCCCCGGGGACCGUGAUAGCCGUCAUAAGCGUGAUGGACAAAGACUCAGGUGAAAACGGGAACGUGGACUGUGAGAUCCAUCAUGUCCCAUUUCAGCUUCACUCAUCCUUUAAGAACUACUACACAUUAGUAACUUCUGAUUUUCUGGACAGAGAGGCAGUCGCAGAGUACAACAUCACUCUCACUGCCAGAGACAUGGGCUCUCCACCUUUAUUCACGCGGAAAACUAUCCUGGUUCAAGUGUCUGAUGUGAACGAUAACGCGCCUCGCUUCAAACAGCCCUCAUACACUGUGUAUCUGACUGAGAAUAACGCGCCGGGUGCAUCCAUCUGCUCUGUGACUGCACAGGAUCCAGAUUCUGGCCAAAACGCAUACCUCUCCUACUCCAUAAUGGAUGCUGACAUACAGGGAAUGGCCAUGUCAACGUAUGUGUCCAUAAACUCAGACAACGGGAACAUUUACGCACUGCGAUCGUUUGACCACGAGCAACUUAAAAACUUUCAGAUCACAGUCCAAGCGCAAGAUGCUGGUUUCCCUCCUCUGAUCAGCAACGUUACAGUGACUAUUUUCGUUUUGGACCAGAACGACAAUGCACCAGUUAUUGUGUCGCCGGUCACGCAAAACGGCUCAGCGCCCAGUGAAGCAUUGCCCAGAUCCGCUGACGCCGGUCACCUUGUCACCAGAAUCAGCGCAGUGGACGCGGACGCAGGUCAAAACUCGCGUCUCUUUUAUCAAAUGCUUCAAGCAACAGAUCCGAGCUUGUUCAGCGUGGCUCUGUACACGGGGGAAAUCAGGACAAUCCGACAGUUGGUGGAGAAAGACCCCACGAGGCACAGACUGGUCAUUCUCGUGAAGGACAAUGGUCAGCCGCCCCUCUCGGCCACAGUUUCCAUCAUCCUGUCAGUGGUUGACAGCCUGCCAGAUUUACAGCCCGAUUUGGGUGACCUGUCACUAAGCCCGCAUCACAGCUCCAACUUCACCCUCUACUUAAUCGUGUCUCUGGGCGCAAUCUCCUUCACGUUUCUGGUGGCUAUAAUCGUCCUGGUUACAGUGCGCAGAUUGAAGGGCAGACCGUCCAACCGAGAGUCCAACUUCCCCUCCAUCAGCGCUUGCUGCUGCGGCUGCUGCACGCGCUCGGAAGCAUCCACCACCACAGAGGUGUUCAAAAAGUCCAACCUGAACGUCCGGAUGUCCGCAAGCGCACCAGGCUGCGCAGAGGCAACCAGCAACGGAGCACUUCCGCAGGUCUACUGCUACAAAAUGUGUCUGACUCCGGAAUCAUCCAAAAGUGACUUCAUGUUCCUCAAGCCCUGCAGCCCGGUGAUGUCAGUGCAGCAGAACAACGCCAAGAGCACAGAUUAUCUGACCUCUGGCUGGAGCGCGCUGGACCGGAAUGAGCUGGCCAACAACAGAGCAACGACCCCAAAUGAGCUCAAGUAUUCAAACAAGGACUGGACCUUGACCAAAAACCAACGCAACUCGGCAUACAAGAGGUAUAGUUCAGCCAACAUGGAGGGCACACUAACUCGUCAACAAAAGUACGAUGCUGAAGGGUUUUCCUGCCCUGUAGCUCCACAGUACUGGACCUGGGGAAACCACAUGAAAGACUGCAAGAUGUCGCUUCAAGAGGGAGCGGCUCCAAACUACUCAUGGGUUCCAAAGUACACUCAGCCUCAUUCUGAGCCUCCAGAUUAUCAACACAAUGUCUACAUACCUGGCACCACGUCUGACUACAGCACCCUGAAGCUGGCACCCAGAGGAGAGCUGGAUGUGUACAACACCUUCUCUACUUUUGGAAAGAAGAAGAGAUUUAUCUCAAAUUAUGAACAAACUUUUGACAGGGACGACAGCCUCAUAAGCAACGACAUCUUCAAGUGAUUCAUCACAUUUCUGUACAUUCUGUGUAUACUAUGCUAUUGACUGGUUUCCACGAAUAACUACACAUAUCUUCUACAGUGUGAGUAGUGUUGUUGGAGGAUGACAGACAGUUUCUCCUUUUUAAGGUGGGAAUUGGUACCACUCCAUACCACAGUAUAUUUUUUAUUCUUUGUAAUACUAAAAUAAAGUAAGGAAAAGUCUAGCAUUAAAGGUGUAAACUUAAACACAGAAAAAAAGUGUUUAUUCAGCAGUUUUCUACGAGCUCAGGAUUUGCUCUGCUUGGAAGAUAUUGGUGCUCAAUAAGAUCAAAGUGAAUGUCCAAUACAGAAAAGAAAAAUCCAUCAUUUCAGCAUCUUUAAGUCUAUAUAACAAGAGCUGUCCAUGUACCAGGGACAUUUAUAAAACGGUUGCACCUUAUUUUCAUAUAGGGACAGCUAAUGAGUAUCAUGUUAUGUGUCAAAGAUUUGUAUUUAAGAAAAAAUAAAUGUAUUACUGCUAUAUUUAAAAUAUCUUUGUGGGCAUUAUUUUUCACAAAUGUCAGCUAAACGCAGCUCUGUUAACAUUUUAGUUGCAUAAAAAAGUUCAGAAACUAUCAUCCAAUCAUGCAUGGUGAAAUUUAGUGAAAGCUCAUUUGUUCACAAGUCCAUUCUGCGUAAUUCAGCCCUGACACAACACAGAUGGUAUAGGUGUGAUGGGAUAGAAAAGUAAAGCAGCACACGUACAAAACAGGACAGAAUUUUGUAAUGCUUGUUAAUCGAGAAAUAUGACAUUAAAAGGACAAACAUAACCCUGUGGGUGUGGAUGUAAAGAAGCAGGGUUCACCGAGGGGUAGAGUUUCAUGGAGCACAGCACAGAUGUAAUGUUGCUCAUUUGACUUGUGCAGUUCAGCAUUACAAUGGCACAUCAGAUAUAAAAAGUUUUCCCUUGAGGGCAAUAUUACGUCUGCAAUGUUACUGCAAUACCACUGUUUGUAUGAUCACUGAUGUUUCAUAUGUUGUAUGCAUUCCAGAUUGGCAUUUGUUAUUGGGUGUGAUUUAUAUAUCCACAAAUGAAGCACUU
Molecule: messenger RNA, 4321 nt
Organism: Labrus bergylta (ballan wrasse)
Lineage: Eukaryota; Metazoa; Chordata; Actinopteri; Labriformes; Labridae
Product: protocadherin-10-like
Biological process (GO): homophilic cell-cell adhesion
Cellular component (GO): plasma membrane
Molecular function (GO): calcium ion binding
Source: RefSeq, a predicted model, not a curated record